AUGUCUUCAGAAUAUCGCAAAGAACUAAUCAAAGCUGGAAUUGUAAACUUCUGGAAUCGAAAAAAUGUUUCAAAAGGUGUUGGGACGUUAAGUUGUCUUCAACAACUUGAUUCUAAGCUAGAUUUAAAAUUGCAUGAAAAGCAAUUUAAAAUAAUAAACUCUCCUGAAAUAAUUGAGUUUUGGAAAAGAAAGAAUGAAGGUUCUUACAGAAAGCCAUUAGACAAACAUACAAGAAAAGAAAACAAAGAUUUAAGCUCUCUUCAUCUCGCACAGUUACAAAAUAAAGAUGACAAUAAUGAGGAGGAAUUUAGUACAAAAUAUGAUGAAGAUAAUAAUGACGAACAUAAUAAAGAUGAAGAUGAUAAAGAUGAAUGUAAUAAAGAUGAAGAUGAUAAAGACGAAUAUAAUAAAGAUGAAGAUGAUAAAGACAAAUAUAAUAAAGUUGAAGAUGAUAAAGAUGAAUAUAAUAAAGUUGAAGACAAUAAAGAUGAAGCCGAUAAAGAUGAAGCUGAUAGAGAUGAAGCUGAUAAAGAUAAAGAUGUUUUCUUCUCUAUUGUAAUGGAUAAUAAAACAUUGAUUAAUAAUCUCAUUUCAGAUGAAGAUGCAAAAAUUGUGGAAAGAUAUAAACUAGAUACUAUAGAUGAAGUAAAAAUUAUUAAACAAGAUAUAUCUAAUGUUAUAUAUUUGCUUUUUGAUGAAGUUGAACAGAUAAUAAAAAAUAAUGAGAAAAAUGAGGCUAUUGUAUUGCUUGCUAAAAACUUGGCAAGUGUUGAUCUGCCAGUUUCAGAGUCUGCAUUUGAUAAUUUAUUUACAAGGGAGAUUUGCUCUUGGGUUUCAGCUAUAUGCCAUAACAAAGGUCGUUUAAUUACAUUACGUGCUUGUGUAGAGCAAAAAUGUGAUUUCCAAGGAACAUUAAAGCAUAUAAUAAAUAAAUUGGAAGUGGUAACUGGCCUCCGAAGUGGUGGUCUUUUGGAACCACACUGUAAAAAAAUUUUUUUAAACUCACUUGACUUGGCUAUAACUAUGAGAGAUAUUCUAUAUAUAUUUUUUGAAUCUAAUGCAAACUUUCCAGAUAAAGACUUGCAUAAAUUAUUUGUUCUCAGAUUGCAAUCAUGGG
Molecule: messenger RNA, 1117 nt
Organism: Racocetra persica
Lineage: Eukaryota; Fungi; Glomeromycota; Glomeromycetes; Diversisporales; Gigasporaceae
Source: the annotation of a GenBank genome assembly